This is a messenger RNA of Malassezia globosa CBS 7966, 2589 nucleotides long. RefSeq lists its product as uncharacterized. Gene Ontology annotation, molecular function: voltage-gated chloride channel activity. The record is from RefSeq and is a predicted model, not a curated record. The coding region runs from base 1 to 2589 and encodes 862 amino acids. Gene Ontology annotation, cellular component: Golgi apparatus; fungal-type vacuole; early endosome. The transcript has 2 exons. Gene Ontology annotation, biological process: transmembrane transport; intracellular copper ion homeostasis; chloride transport. NCBI's taxonomy places the organism in Eukaryota, Fungi, Basidiomycota, Malasseziomycetes, Malasseziales, Malasseziaceae.
AUGAAUCCAACUACUCACGCGUAUGUUGCCCCACCUUCUCACCUACAGUUCAUGACGGUCGACUGGGUCGUCGAUGGUCGACGUGAACGAGUCAAAAUUGAAAAGAACGAGGCGCACAUGCGGCGCUUUGCUGAGCAAAUGCAGGAACAUGGCACACUUGCAUGGCAUGGGCUCACAACAUUCGCGGAACGCCUUCCUUUCAGUCAGAGUAUUACCAUGUCUCUAUACACACUAUCUGGUUGGUUUGGCUCUCUUCUAGGAUCGAUGCGUGCGCCGCUGUUCUCCACAGCCGAGAGUGGUGUGGUCGUGUUGGUCGGAGCACUCAUUGGCAUCAAUAUGGCACUGAUCACCGUCGUGACAGAGUGGGCAUCGGAUCUGAAACGAGGCUAUUGCUCUGCUGGCUGGUGGCUCAACAAAAGUUUUUGCUGUUGGGAACAGAUGGACCCGGCUGGCCCGGGUGCCAACCUGCCCAAAGGUGUAGCUGCUGUGGCUGCCGCUGCUGCUGCUGGUCUCGCGAAUUCAUCAAGCACGUCGCCGUCACCCAUGCACAAUGAAGUACUAGGUUUGCGUGCGGACAUAACAUUGCCUUCCUCAGCAAAGUCGGCUCAUACCUGCCCAGAAUGGGUCGACUGGGCAGAGUGGACGCUUCCUGCGUGGCUGGCUUACAUCACAACCUCCGCACUCCUGGCUGGUGCUUGUGCGAUCCUUGUCCGACAUUAUGCGCCCUAUGCUGCAGGCAGUGGUAUUAGUGAAAUCAAGUGUGUGCUCGCAGGUUUCUCCAUCCGUGGAUUCCUCAGCGCCAAAACGUUGUUGAUCAAGAGCUUGGGCCUUCCACUUGCUAUUGCUUCUGGCCUCAGCGUAGGCAAGGAGGGCCCUGCCGUGCAUGUCGCGUGUUGCAUCGGACACACGGCUGCAAAAGUUUUGCGCUGGCUUGUGCCGAGUCACUCGAAGCUGCGGGAACUACUGACGGCGUCGAGUGCCGCUGGAGUGGCUGUCGCUUUCGGCUCGCCAGUUGGCGGUGUCUUGUUUGCUCUCGAGUUCAUGAACCCGUAUCGCACAGGGAAACUUGUACUUUUCCAGGUGGAGUACAACCACAAUUGGUACUACUUUGAAAUUGUGUUCUUCCUACUGAUCGGUGUGUUCGGUGGUCUGUACGGUGAGUAUGUCGUGCGCUUCAAUCUGCAAGUGCAGCGUUUCCGGCGCAAGUUCCUUUCGCAGUAUGGCGUGCAAGAAGCAGUAGUGCUUGCCCUCAUUACUGCGAUGAUCAGCUACUUCAACCGGUUCAUGCAGCUCGACAUGACCAAGACGCUCGAGGAACUGUUCCAGCAGUGCGAUGGCGCAAGUGACGACGAUGCCUUGUGCCAAUCACGUAUGCAAUGGAGCAUGUUCACGUCGUUGUGUCUGGCGACAGGUCUACGAUUCUUCUUGGUUAUACUCUCAUAUGGAUGCAAAGUACCUGCAGGUAUCUUUAUCCCAUCGAUGGCCGUCGGAGCUACGUUUGGUCGCUCGGUGGGCAUUUUAAUCAAAGCUCUACAGUCAACAUUCCCUUCGUUGUUUCUCUUUGCUUCUUGUCCAGCUGAUGAGCCAUGCAUCAUUCCCGGCACAUACGCCAUGUUGGGAGCCGCUGCUGGGCUUGCCGGUGUCACACGCAUCACUGUUGCCGUCGUUGUAAUCAUGUUCGAGUUGACAGGCGCACUCACAUACAUCUUGCCAAUUAUGCUUGUUGUUAGCACGUCCAAGCUUGUGGCCGAUAUGUUCAGCAAGGGAGGCAUUUCUGACCAAUCCAUCAAAUUCAAUGGCUACCCAUUCUUGAACUUGGACGAUCAUGUCCGUGACAUGCCAGUGGGCGAGUUUGUCAAGUCAGUCCCGGAUGUAUUGUACGCUACCGGCAUGCCUUUGCAUGACGUGGAAGCAUACUUGGCCAAGUCAACAUACCGUGGCUUUCCAGUUGUUCAAAGUGAGUCGAACUAUAACCUUCUUGGCUAUAUUGAACGACAUCAUUUGCAAUAUGCCAUUUCAAAGGCAUACGCACAAGGUACUUUACAUUCUGACACCACCUGUCUAUUUCAGCCCAAAAGCACUGAGGCUUAUGCGCUUACCACGGCUCAAAUCCAGUCAGACCCGGCUGUUGGCACGAAUCUUGCCCCUGCGGUCCAUCUCUCAGAGGAAGAGAUGGAGAUUGAGGUCGGUCCGCUCCAACUCGGCGACUGGGUUGAUCCUGCACCACUUAUUGUGCAGCCACAGUUAGACCUAGAAGUCGUGGCCGACAUGUUCAAACGAUUGGGCCCACGGGUCAUUCUGGUUUGUCAGAACGGCCAACUUAUUGGCAUCGUAACUGUCAAAGACUUGCUGCGACACAUUGCAAUGAAUGAGCGUGUGGAAGCAGAGGGACCCAACAUGUCGAGUGCAAACGACACUCGUGGUGACACAGACUUUGCAGUGGGUACUGGUGAGUUGGAGCAAUUGCUGGAGACAUCGUGGACGUGGCUUUGUUCGUGUAUGUCUCGGAUGCCUUGGGUGCGGCGCUACGUGCAAGCAUCUGAAUUUGUCCCCCUCACUACAGUAACGACUUUGUACGAAAAUGAGUAG